AUGAAUACGGGCGAGCAGCAGCAGCAGCAGCAGCAGCAGCGCUCUCGAAGGAAGGGACGACCGAUUACACGAAGAAGCCACGCCAGCAGCAGCAGCAGCAGCAGCAGCACAAGCCGGUCUUACUGGCGUUCCCGUCCUUCAUUACACGAAGAAGCCACGCCAGCAGCAGCAGCAGCAGCAGCAGCACAAGCCGGUCUUACUGGCGUUCCUGUCAUUCUAGAGAGAACAGCACCAGUGGCGCGGCAACUGCUGCAGCAGCAAAAAGCAGCAGCAGCAGCUACACACCGGAAACACCCCCCAAGGGGCUACAAACGAGCGCAGCUGCUGCUGCAGCAGCAGCAGCAAGCUGCUGCUCCUUCCGCAAGAGAUGACGAUCAUAUAAUUGACAGCAGCACCUGCAGCAGCGGGAAAUGCAACAACGGCAGCAACAGCAGCAGCAGCAGCAGCGUUUGCUGCUGCAGGUGGCUGCAGCAACGCGUAUCAGAAGUGCUGCAGUUUGCUCUUCAUUUUAAAUUUGCAUGUAAACAGAAGAUAUCCGAGGCGCUGCUGCUGCUGCUGCUGCUGCGGCCCCUCCCUGAAGAGGAGCUUCCCCAGCAGCCUCUCCACCUGCAGCAGCACAACAACAACCAGCAGCACCAGCAACAGCAACAGCAGCAGCAGCAGCAGCGCCAGCAGCACCAGCAGCAGCAGCAGCACCAGCACCAGCAGCAGCAGCGCUGUACAUGGGCAGCACCUGAUCUCUUGAACGGAGACAGUGAGGCAUUUGUCUGCAAGUUGCUGCUGCUGCUGCUGGGGCGGCUUCCUCAUGACGAGUCUCCAGUGCAGCUUGCUGCUGCUGCGCAGCAGCAGCAACUCGCCCAGCAGCAGCAGCAGCAGCAGCAGCAGCAGGGAGGUGAUGGAGACGAUAUUAUAUGCGGCAUCCCAUGGUGGAUUGAGGCGCAGCUGCUGCAAGACAGCAACGAAGAGCAGCAAAUUGAGAAGGAUGUAAACAGAUCCUUUACUACUUGGCGGGUAGACAGCAGCAGCAGCAGCAGCAGCAGCAGUGAGGAGAGCGAUAGCAGCAGCAGCAGCAACGGCAGCUUCCUCAGCCUAUCAGAAGGCCCACCGAGCGCUCGCAGCCGCAGCAGCAGAAGCAGCAGAAGCAGCAGAAGGAGAGUCAGCAGGAACAGCAGCAACAGGAGCAGCAGCAGCAGCAAAGAAGAUAUUGAAUGCUUGCGGAGGGCUUUACGUUUGCUGCUGCUGGGGCUGCUCUCCCGGCACUUCCCUACUCUGAUGUAUGCACAGGGCAUGCAUGAUCUCGUUGCUGCGCUGCUGCUGCUGGUUCUUAGGGCGCUGCAGCAGCUGCUGGAAGCAGCUGAGGUGUACAGACAGCUGGCCUCUCACAACCUCCGCUGCAGCAGCAACCCGCAGCACCCCGUUCACAACCCCACACUCCCGCAGAGCAGCAACUCCUGCUGCGCUGCAUGCAACAGCAACAGCAGCAGCAGCAACAGCAGCAGCAGCGGGAACAGCAGCAGCAGCAGCAGGAACAGGAAGAGGAAGGGAGAUGCUGCAGAAAGAGUGUUUAUAUUUUUUGUAGUAGAUUUUCUUGCUGCUUCAUUUGAAGCGUCUUUGCUGCCUGCAUUAAAUCUGCUGUCGCUGCUGCUGCAGCAGCAAGACCCGCAGCUAUCGGUGCUGCUGCGUCUUUGUUCUUCUGCUGCUGCCUAUACACCUGGAGGAGAGCUGUUAGCAUGUGUCUCGUGGAUUAUUACUUUAUUUACUCAUAUAAGCACUUCGAUAAGCAAGACAUCUCGCGUAUUAGAUUUGCUGCUGUCUCUACACCCUCAGUUUGUGCUGCAUGUUGCUGCUGCUGCUGUACGAACCCAGCGACGCCGCCUCUUUGCUAUCUGCAGCAACGCGCUGCAGCAUGCAAACUCGCCUUCAAGUCCCUUGCUGCUGCUGCUGCAGCAGCACAGGCAGCAGCGCCAGCAGCAGCACCGCCCACAGAAGCAGUUGCUGUCGCAGCAGCAAGACCCGGAACAGCAGUUGCAGCAGCACCAGCAGCAGCAGCAGCAGCAGGAGCUCGGCGUUGGAGUUGAUUUGGUUGAGAUCUGCACAGCAGCAGCAGAAAGCCCUGAGCUGCUUCAUUUGUUUAGAUGCAGCAUAGGGGAUGCGGUGUAUGGGGAGGUGCAUGCAGUGCUGCAGCAUGUACACCUCAGCAAUCUAUCUCUCGAGCGUCUGCUGCUGCAGGCUUGGAGUGCUUUGCUGCACGAAGUGCAGCCGCAGCAGCUGCUUGCUGCUGCAGCAGCAAACGGUGUGCAGUUGCUGCCGUUCUCUCCUCUGCAGCUGCAGAAUCCGCUGCUGCAAGACAAAGCAACAGCAGCAGCACCAGCACCAGCAGCAGCAGCAGAUUCUCCAGUUGCUUCUUGCUGCAGCUGCGUCAGCAUGUCUUAUCUGUCUCCGUUCUUUUCUGUUGUGGGGUCUCGCAUGCCCCCCAUUGCUGCAGCAUACAAGGCCCUCUGCCGGGGGGUCCCUUUCCGUGCUGCUGCUGCUGCUGCUGCUGCUGCUGCUGCUGCUGAUAGAAAGGGCUCAAAGAGGGCGUUUGUUUCAGCAGCAGGAGCAGCAGAAGCGUGGAUUCGGGUCUUCGGUGGUGCUGCUGCUGCACCGCAGCAGCAACCCCACAGCUCUUUGCUGUUCGCAGUGAAAGCUGUUGCAGCAGCGAGCGGAGAGGCGUAUCCUUGCUGCUGCUGCUGCUGCACAGCGGAGAGCAGCAAUGCAUCUGCUACUGCUGCAGCAGAUCGACCCCGCAGCACCACCUGUCCUGAGGUGUACAGACACCUGCCGGUUCUUGAGGCUGGAAGUGUGGGGUGGCGUCAGCCGCUGCCUUCAGUGUUUGUGCCUAUCGACAGCAGCAGCAGCAGCAGCAGCAUGAGUGCGUAUCCUCAGGUUCAGCGUGCUGUUGCUGCAGUUGGUGCUGGUGCACUAUUCCUUCCGAUGCGGCUGCUGCAGCAGCUGCAGCAGACGGAUGCUGCUGCGCUGCUGAGGUGGUUUUGGGGUGUCAUGGGAGGGUUUAGCGCUUUCGAUGAAGGCAGGCGAGCCUCAGAGUCGUAUUAA
This is a messenger RNA of Eimeria acervulina, 3093 nucleotides long. RefSeq lists its product as hypothetical. Gene Ontology annotation, biological process: positive regulation of GTPase activity; endoplasmic reticulum to Golgi vesicle-mediated transport. Gene Ontology annotation, cellular component: endoplasmic reticulum membrane. NCBI's taxonomy places the organism in Eukaryota, Apicomplexa, Conoidasida, Eucoccidiorida, Eimeriidae. Bases 1 to 3093 code for a protein of 1030 amino acids. The record is from RefSeq and is a predicted model, not a curated record. The transcript is spliced from 4 exons. Gene Ontology annotation, molecular function: GTPase activator activity.